Molecule: messenger RNA, 3056 nt
Organism: Phialemonium atrogriseum
Lineage: Eukaryota; Fungi; Ascomycota; Sordariomycetes; Cephalothecales; Cephalothecaceae
Product: putative quinate pathway repressor protein QutR
Exons: 2
Coding region: 119-2743 (874 amino acids)
Biological process (GO): chorismate biosynthetic process; shikimate metabolic process
Molecular function (GO): 3-dehydroquinate dehydratase activity; shikimate 3-dehydrogenase (NADP+) activity
Source: RefSeq, a predicted model, not a curated record
CCAAGGAAAUCGCAUGACCACCAUCUGAACUCUUUUCUUGCUGUCCCCGUUCUAUAGCCAGCUAGGCCACUGACGCUCUAUACGCCAGCCAAUCCUCGAUGUCGUGUUUGGAGACACCAUGGUUGAAAUAUUGUGCGAAUCUGUCUCGAGUCUGGGCAGCACCACCGGGAUGGGGAGCCCGCCCAACUUCGAUCUCCCCGUCCCAACUCUGGAGAGAUUCGAUCCCAGGGCCUCGAUUGUCAUUGUCGGGGAAGCAAGGACAGGCAAGUCGACCUUGGCCGUGAUCGCCUGUGCUGCGCUCGGCCGACGCCUUAUCGACUUUUGUGCCUUUUUCCAACAGCGCACCGGCCUCCGAAGACGGGACUUUGAGGCGGAUCACGGAACCGUCGAGUGCAGGUCUCGCGAGUUGGCGCUCCUCCAAGAGCUGCUGCUGGUGAGCGACAAGGGUCAUAUCAUCAUCGUCCCGACGACCUGCGUGGCGUACCCGGGUUCUCAGCGCCUGAUUAGGAAAUUUGCGCAAUCUCACCCGGUCAUCCACAUCGCCGGCAACCUCGAGAACGGCACUAGCCCACCGCCGGAGGCUGACGCAUUCCAGGGCUCCAGGAACACCAGCUAUCGGAUCAGCCAGUCGUGCUCCAACUACGAGUACUAUAAUCUCUUCGAGGACUCAGCCGAUAUAACUCGCAAGUCUCCCAGCCACGGCGUCAGCGAUUCCACGGCGGCAUACAGCUUUGGAUCCUCUUUCCUCAGAUUGAAGCGUGUCGAACAAGAUUUCCUGCGCUUUCUCGGGUCCGCUUUGAUGACUCCACGCCGUGGUUUUCUCAGUGGGAUGGAACAGGACUAUCCCCUCCCAGUGCAAACGCCGUUCACCUGCGCUCUCUCACUGACGCCCUCCGAGCUGCAAAAUGCUAAAAAUCUGGAGGGUAUGCUGUGUGAUGGGGCUGAUGCUGUGGAAAUCAGAAUCAGCCUGGCCGAUGACAACUGGGCUAGAUCUUCCCCCACUUCUGACAUCUUUGAGAUUGUCAGCCGUGGCUUUACCGCCGUCCGCCGCAUCUUUACGGGGCCGAUCCUGUACCACGUUGUGAAACCGGAGCCUCUGAGACACUCGCCGGAACCGGAAUCGGUGCACGAUGGAACCCAGGAAGCCAUAUAUCUGGAUCUCCUCUGCCACGGCCUGCGUCUCUGCUCGGACUACCUCACGGUCGACCUGUCCUGCGAUGAUAGCUUCAUCAGGAAAAUCGUGGCGUCCCGGGGGCCAACGCAGAUCAUGGGACAUUAUCACGACCCUUCUCUUCGUCCCGACGGAUGGUCCCGUGCGGACCGUAUGGUCAAGUAUAUUCGGGCAAGGUCGCUCGGCUGCCGGAUUGUUCGCCUUACUCAAGUUGCCGAGUCAGAGGCGGACAAUCUCGGCGCCCGGCAAUUUGCCCACAACGUCCGAACUUCUGGGUACCUCCACCCUGAGCUAAUCGCCUACAAUACUGGGCUUCAGGGUCGAACGUCCUGCUGCUUCAAUCCGAUAUUCACUCCUGUCUCUCCCUCUUUGCCCCUCAUGUCAGGAGGCAGACCGGUCCCGUCGAACCAAGCUUCAUUCUUAACACUCAAAGAUAUACAGACAGCGCUCUAUGCUUCAUUUGUCCUGAACAAGAUGCAUCUAUACAUCAUCGGGACCGACGUAUCCUCCAGUCUAUCCCCGCCGAUGUACGAGACGGCCUUUAGACAUCUAGGCCUACCACACACAUUCGUGCCCAGGAGCAUGGCGUCCAUUCGAGAAGUAGAGGACUUAAUUGCGGACGAUAGCUUCGGCGGCGCCAGUAUCGCGCAGGGACACAAGGUGUCGGUACUCCCCUACACGCGAUACAUAUCCCACCACGCUAGGAUGAUCGGCGCAGUCAACACGCUCAUCCCCAUCAGAUGCAAGUGGGAAGGGCGCAGCACUCCCCCGCUCGGGUUCUGGCGGCAGAGAAACAGAUCUGGUCCCGUCAAGGGUCUCUACGGAGAGAACACGGAUUGGAUCGGCAUAUACAGAUGCAUAGCCAAGAGGCUCUCGCCGGUCAACGCUAUCAGCUCUAGGACAACCGGUCUCGUCAUGGGAGCCGGCGGCAUGGCCAGGGCGGCGGUAUACGCCAUGAUGCAACUCGGAGUGCGCCAUAUUUUCCUGACCAACCGCACAACCGUCAACGCAUACACCCUAGCCGACCAUUACAACAGCCAGACUGUCGGCCAGAACGGCGUGCCAGACGAGUCCGGCGCCGACACGCUGAACCUCUCCAAGAGGGCGUCGGUAGGAUCAGCACGGGUGCACGUCAUUGAGUCGCUGGACCACCCGUGGCCUCAGGGCUACGCCCAGCCGACUAUGGUCGUCUGCUGCAUUCGCGCCCCCGUCGAGAUCCACGGCACGCAGCCCGGUAUCACUAUACCGCCGCAGUGGAUCAAGAGCCCCAAUGGCGGAGUUGUGAUUGAUACCUGUUAUGAACCCCUGCUAAGCCCGCUGAUCCGCCAAAUGCGCCGCGAAGCCCACAGGGGCUGGGUAACGGUCGACGGACUGCUGCUGCUGCCCGAGCAGGCCGCCGCGCAGUUCAAGCUCUUCACCGGUCGGGAGAGCCCGUAUAUCCGGAUGUGCAUCGCCGUGUUGCAGCACUACCAGUCGGAACUCGAUCCAGAGACAGCCGACUUGAUACAGCUUAGAAUGAAGGAGCUGUAUGGCAAGCUUGGUCUUGACCCUCCGCGUUCCGGUGUGUCAUGAUGACCGCUGACCGCGGUUCCCAUACACCUUUUCGACGGAUCUCUUCGGCUCAACGACAUGCCUAACUAAAGAUAGGACAGAAAAGACUUAAUGGGGGAUCAAGAGGUCGGCACAACGGAAAGUUGUACAUUUAUGCAUACCAGGAAGCAGCAUUCAUCGUGGAGUUCUGUUUAGCGAUACUUGUUUGUAAAUAGUUGAGUGACUCUGUGAUUGAGAUUACCUGCUUACAAACUAUAUGGUUCAAUAUCUACAGGCGCUUCUGUCUCUAGCGACUUCUUUACGGCCUCACAAACAAUCAGGGCCGCCAACCCCG